This is a messenger RNA of Huiozyma naganishii CBS 8797, 429 nucleotides long. It is a transcript of the gene MMF1, whose product is annotated as isoleucine biosynthesis protein MMF1. NCBI's taxonomy places the organism in Eukaryota, Fungi, Ascomycota, Saccharomycetes, Saccharomycetales, Saccharomycetaceae. The record is from RefSeq and is a predicted model, not a curated record. The coding region runs from base 1 to 429 and encodes 142 amino acids. Gene Ontology annotation, molecular function: deaminase activity. Gene Ontology annotation, cellular component: cytosol; mitochondrion. The transcript has a single exon.
AUGUUGAGUAACAUGGUCUUCAAGGCACCAAUUGCCAGAUCUUUGAACACACUGACUCCGGUCGCCACAAAGUUGGCCCCACCAGCUGCUGCAUCCUACUCUCAAGCGAUGAAAUUCAACAAGAUGGUGUUUGUGUCUGGUCAAAUCCCAUACACUCAUGAUAAUAAGCCUGUGGAGGGGUCAAUCUCUAAAAAGGCAGACCAAGUUUUCCAAAACAUCAAGAACAUUUUGGAUGCCAGUAACUCUUCCCUAGAUAAGAUUAUCAAAGUCAAUGUCUUCUUAAAGGAUAUUAACAACUUUAAAGAGUUCAACGGGGUUUACGCCAAGUACUUCAAUGUCCACAAACCUGCAAGAUCGUGUGUUGCGGUUGCUGCCCUACCUUUGGACGUAGACGUAGAGGUGGAAGUAAUUGCCACAGAGAAAGAUUAG